AUGUCGCCGCCCAAGCAAACUCCAAAAGCCGGAGACGCUUCCCUCUCCAGUCAAUUCGGCCCGCAUCCCAGGUCGACGAUAGGCGAGGAAGAUUUAGUACACGUAAAGUUCCUCUGCGGCCUUACGUCUGAGACGGAGCUCAUCGCUCCUGGGGAUGAUCUGUCGCUGGAGGAUCCUCCUCCCGGGUACUGCUCCGAAGAGCACGGCUACAUCAUCACCUUCCAGGACAUCCUCCACCUUUACACAAUAAAGAGUGGCCGGACUAGAGGGACCUUCUAUCUCAGCCCGCUGGCCGGGUUCCGAGUCUUUGACGACUUCCCUGAGAAAGACGAACAGUACCGAAGUGGGUAUUUCUUCUUCCCGGUUAACCGGGCCACCUUCGGUGAUUUGCAGGAGCUGCUUGUCCCGCACUGGUCUCAGAAACCUGGUAGAACUGCGAGAAGAUUCGAAAAUUUCUUGCUAUCACCUAUCAGUUCGGGUGCUGAAACUGCGUGGGACUCCUUCACCUGCCCCCAUAUCCGUGAGGCAGGUGCCCGCAUCCGUACUAGGUUUCUUACUAUCUCUUCUCCUCAGUCUGCCCCUCCCAAGAUGAACUACCGCGAAGAGAGGGCUCACAAGAAAAAGAUGGAGCUGAAAGAGAAUGAACUAAAGAAGAAAAUGGUUCGCGAGGUGAUCACUCUGCCCGACAGCGACCUCAGCGCUGAAUCUCCUGCCGCUCGCCCAGCUCCUGAAGAGGGUCAAGCCAGCGGGUCAAAGAAGCGGAAAGCCGCGGAACCCGCUUGUCCGCUCGGAGGUGAAGAAGGUGAAGAAGUACUAGUCCCUGGAGGCCUCCAAGUUCAACAAGAAGCUCAACCUGCAGAUCGCCGAAUCCUACGUGGAGGCUUGUCAAGACAAGCUAAAGCUGGCUGGGGAGCUGUACCUGAAGGCGACCACUGCCGAGACAGAGGCAAAGAAGGAACUCCAGGAGAUCAAACUAAGAAAUCAGCUCCUGGAAGCAGGGAACAACUCCGAGAUGGAGAGGGUGCGAAGAGAGGAGCGGAGGAAAACCAUGACCGCUUAAUGCCCCAUGCAAGCCGAGCUGCUGAGAUCACCGCCAACCGGAUGUUGGUGGAAGAGAUCGAGAAGGGCGAGAUUGCCGACCUGAAGGAGGAGCUCAAAACCUUGAAAGCUGACAAGAAGGCUGCUCGCCUUGAGGCUGAAAAGCACAAGAUCGCCCACGUUGAGAUCGCGACCCCUUACUCUUGA
Messenger RNA from Capsella rubella, 1245 nucleotides. RefSeq lists its product as uncharacterized. The transcript is spliced from 6 exons. Bases 1 to 1245 code for a protein of 414 amino acids. The record is from RefSeq and is a predicted model, not a curated record. Lineage: Eukaryota; Viridiplantae; Streptophyta; Magnoliopsida; Brassicales; Brassicaceae.